AAAAUGGAUCCCCCUUUUCUCACCACAUGGGGCACAGGAGGAGGAAGAAGAUAGCCCUUCAAACCCCCCCCCCCCAGUCCCUGGAAAGGGGCAAAGGAAUUGCGGGGUCGGAUCUUGUUACAAAUUGGGGGGGCAGGCCCCACGAUUAUUUCUCACCCCAUUUGCAUGCCCCCAUUCCUGCCACGGGCAGCUGUGGGAGGAACAAGCAUUCCUGCUCUUGCACAACAGCUCUGUGGGGUAGGCUGGGCCGAGAGGCUGUGAGCGGCCCCAGGAGAGCUCUGUGGGCGAGCUGGGAUUGGAACCCGGGCCCAGCAGGCCGCCACCCACACCAGGGGUGAGCCAGGGUGGCAUGCCAGCAAUCGCUGACCUGCAACUCUCAUAAUGUAGGGGGAUGAUGGGAGUUGUAGUACAGCGAGUGCCAGGGCCACCCACUCCUGCACUACGCCGUAUCCGAUGGAGGGGCUGCAGCUCAGAGAGGGAAAGCUUGCUUUUCCUGCAGAAGGUUCAGUCCGGAUUUACAAAGACCAGGAAGAGCUGCUGCCAGUCAGAGCAGAGCACACUGGGGCCAGUAGUCUGACUCAGCAGGAGGCAGCUUCUCCUGUUGGCUUGCUCACACCGACUCUACGAGUGGGCCCCGGAACCAAAAAGCAACCAUUCUGGGGGUUCAGGAGGACACUGAGGAAAGGAGAGCGGAAAUCUUCCAUUGCUCCAUCCCGGGAGAAGCCAUGGCGGAGCACGGCGCUCACCUCACGGCUGCCUCCGCCUGCGAGGACAGGCCGUCCAUCUUUGAGGUGGUGGCACAAGACAGUUUGAUGGCCGCUGUGCGGCCGGCUCUUCAGCACGUAGCCAAGGUGCUGGCCGAAUCCAACCCCGCCCGCUACAGCGUCCUCUGGCGCUGGUUUGACGAAAUCUACGCCCUCCUGGACCUCCUCCUGCAGCAGCACUACCUGUCCAGGUGCAGCGCAUCUUUUGCCGAAAACUUCUACGGCCUGAAGCGGGUCGGGCCAAGAGGCAGGAGGCCACGGCUGGCUGCUGCCGGCCUGCCCCGGAAGCCCCACUGGAAAUCGCUCUGCCUCUUGGUCCUCCUCCCGUACCUGAGGACCAAGCUGGAGAAGUUCAUCUCCCGCCUCCGGGAAGAGGACGACUAUUCCAUCCACCCGCCCUCCUCCUCCUGGAAGCGGUUCUACCGGGCCUUCUUGGCGGCCUACCCCUUUGCGAACCUGGCGUGGGAGGGCUGGUUCCUGGCCCAGCAGCUCUGCUACAUCCUGGGGAAGGCUCAGCACCACUCGCCUCUGCUCAAGCUGGCCGGGGUGCAUCUGGCCCGGCUGUCAGCAGAAGACCUGCAGGCUAUGGAGAGGAAGCUCAUGGACACGGGGGCCAUCCGGCCGCCCCCAAGCAGCGUGACGGAACGGGCGUGGUCAGCAGCCAAGCGGGUCCUGGGCGGCCUGGCUUUCUCCCUCUCCACCGGCCUCUCCGUGGGAGUCUUCUUCCUCCAGUUCCUGGAAUGGUGGUACUCCGCGGAGAACCAGGAGAGCAUCAAGGCCCUGACGGCCCUGCCCACCCCACCUCCCCCCACCCACCUGGACCACGGGGCCGACUCCCCACUCCUGCCCCGGCUCAAGACCGCCUGCCCCCUCUGCCGCAAGAUCCGCACCAACGAUACUGCCCUCUCCACCUCCGGCUUCGUCUUCUGCUACCCCUGCGCCUACGGCUACGUGAAGAGUCGCCAGCAGUGCCCUGUCACGGGCUACGCCACAGAACUCCAGCACCUGGUCAAACUGUACAUGCCUGAAAACUAACUGGCGCCACACGGCUUGGGCCCCCACGUCUUGUGGGACUACGACUCCCAUCACCCCCUGCCGCCACAGCUGCAGUGGGGGGUGAUGGGGCUUGUAGUCCAGCCCCAAAUUUGAGAACUUCUGCUACACAUAGACAUAGUAUUGUGCUUUGUGGCAGUCAGUUACCAGAAUACUUGACCUCUGAGACCCUGGAUGGGCAUCAUACUCACUGCACAAAAGGAAGCCAAGCCCCGACUACUAAGAAUUCUCCAGUUAUCUCACUCGGCUGAUUAUCCCCAGCAGUUGGGAGCUGAGGAAGAUCAGCCGAGUGAGAGAACCAUAGGUUGGGGCUGCACAACUGGCAUCGUAAUCCAGCUGGUUUUGGACUCCCAUCAUCCCCAGCCACAGUGGCCAAAAGGGAUGAUGGGAGUUGUAGUCCAGCCUCUGGAGACUGGGAACGUCUGGCCUUGAGGGCCUGCCACAACCAUCCGUGUUGGUUUCCCUACCACACACUCGCCAAAUGACCCCUGACAAAUCCCAGAGGGGUUGGAGUGAGUGUUUCAAAAGGCCAAAGCUCUCUUUGAAUGACACUACAUCUCUGCAGCCUUCCGUUUUUAAAAAAAAACAAAGGGACGCAAUGUACGAAUGCCCCCCUGUUGCCUGGCUGUUUUGGUUCUAUUAACGCAUCGUCACUUGAACAAGGGACUGCCAAGUGUAGAAUUUAUUAAAAACGUCUUUAUUAAGAGCGUGA
This is a messenger RNA of Hemicordylus capensis (graceful crag lizard), 2529 nucleotides long. Its product is annotated as peroxisome assembly protein 12-like. Gene Ontology annotation, cellular component: peroxisomal membrane; peroxisomal importomer complex. The transcript has 4 exons. The record is from RefSeq and is a predicted model, not a curated record. Gene Ontology annotation, biological process: protein monoubiquitination; protein import into peroxisome matrix. Gene Ontology annotation, molecular function: zinc ion binding; ubiquitin-protein transferase activity; protein binding. Bases 726 to 1799 code for a protein of 357 amino acids. Lineage: Eukaryota; Metazoa; Chordata; Lepidosauria; Squamata; Cordylidae.